Vanderwaltozyma polyspora DSM 70294 is the source of this 4170-nucleotide messenger RNA. RefSeq names its product Swi1p (gene SWI1). The record is from RefSeq and is a predicted model, not a curated record. The coding region runs from base 1 to 4170 and encodes 1389 amino acids. Lineage: Eukaryota; Fungi; Ascomycota; Saccharomycetes; Saccharomycetales; Saccharomycetaceae. Gene Ontology annotation, cellular component: SWI/SNF complex; nucleus. Gene Ontology annotation, molecular function: transcription cis-regulatory region binding. The transcript has a single exon. Gene Ontology annotation, biological process: regulation of transcription by RNA polymerase II.
AUGGACUUUUUCAAUGAUAUAAGUGGUUCGAACGAUAAUGCUGAUGAUUUCUUAAGCUUAUUCGAGAGUUCGAGUUUCCAACAGAACCGCAUACAGCAGACUGGGAUGGCUCCUGAGAAUAAUGCUUCCCCUAUGGCAAUGUCUGGUAAUUUUACUGCUCAAGGAUCUCCAUCAUUUGGAAACAAUACUGCAGGUGGAACUCCAUUUGAUACUACAAAUGCUAAUAAUAAUACUUUAUCUCCUCAAGUGAUUCUAGCAAGAAAUUCAAUCACUGGUGGUUCUAUGCCAAACCAGAUGGCUAUGUCCCCACAACAAAUGUUCUCUCCAAUGGGCAUGCAAAACCAGGCAAAUAUAAAUGCAAAUAAUAUCAUGUCUCCUUCUAUGCAGAGUAACACUUCGGCAAACAAUACGCCAGGAUCUUCAGGUACUUUAGGACCACAACAAAUACUAUCAAAUGGUAAUCAAUCAAGAAUGUAUCAAAAUUUUAAUAAUCAACAGUAUAAUGUACAAUCUCCAAUGAUGAAUUCUGAUAAUAUGAAUGUCCCCAUGAAUACAAACAACCAAAUGAAUAUGAAUGCAGGGAAUAUGGGCAAUUCAAAUGCUGGCUCUGGAAAUCUACAAAAAAUAAAUAAUGGCGGGAAUCAAAAUAAUAUAACAGCAGACAGGGCUGCAAUGAUAAAUCUUCUAAAGCAGAGGCAACAACAACAAUUCCAACAACAACAGCAACAGCUGCAGCAGCAGCAACAACAGCAACAGCAGUUUCAGCAGCAAGAGCAACAUCAACAAUCUCAAAGUAUGCAAGGUCAGGGAGGUCAAUCUCAAGCUAGCACUCCUGGUCAAUCUUCUCAGCAGCAAUUCCAACAAAUGCAACUGCAAAUGCAGAAGCAAAUGCAGCUACAGUUACAAAAGCAGAAGCAAAUGCAACAGCAGAAACAGCAGAAGCAGCAAAAACAGCAGAAGCAGCAGAAACAGCAAAAGCAGCAGAAACAGCAAAAGCAACAACAACAGCAGCAACAGCAGCAACAACAGCAACAACAGCAACAACAACAACAACAGCAGCAGCAGCAGCAACAACAAUUAUCACUGCAAGGCCAAUCGAAUGCUAAACAAAGAAGCCCUCAAGUUCCAUCUCAAGAUGGUUCAAACGCGCCUACGCCAUCUCAAAAUUCAUCUAUUCACCAAAGUCACCCUUCUCUUUCAAACUUAAGUCCAGAAUUGCAACGUAGAGUCUCAGCAGAAUUAAAUAAUAAACAAUACGAAUUGUUCAUGAAAUCUCUUGUGGAAAAUUGUAAAAGGAAUAACAUUGCACUUCAAUCAAUUCCUGAAAUCCAAGGUAAGAAGAUCAACUUGUUUAUAUUGUUUAUGCUAAUCCAACGAUUUGGUGGUGGUGAUCAAGUUUCUAGAAACCAACAAUGGCCACUUUUAGCCCAAAGAUUACAAAUUUCAGAUUCACAGAAACUAGCCGCUCUAUAUUAUCGAAUAAUAUCUCCCUAUGAAAAGUAUCUAGUUUCAGCAGAUGGUAUUAAGGAAACUCAAGCCAAAAAAGUAUUUUUACAGCAGUUUUUCCAAGAAAUGUUAAAGAGAAUUCAAAUGUUUACUUCACAACAACAAGCCCAAGUUUCAAUGAAUACUUCAAAUCAACAGCAAGAGCAACAAAUAGAUCAGCAAACACACCAACAAAUGCAGCAGCCACGUCAACCACAGCCACAACAGCUACAGCAACAACAACAGCAUCAACAACAAGCACAAGCACAAGCACAAGCACAAGCACAAGCACAAGCACAAGCACAAGCACAAGCACAACCACAAGCACAAGUACAACCACAACCACAACAGCUUCCAAUGCAACUUCCAAUGCAACAACCACAACAAAUACCAAAUCAAGGUUUGGCUUCUCAAAGUCCUCAAUUUGUUCCACAAAUCCAACAAAUGCCUGGCAGCAUCAAUUCUAGUGUGGUAAAUACUCCAUCUGCAGACAUUCCUACAACUCAAAUGAACAAGCAGAAGGCUGCUGCUGUUACUAAACCUAAGAAACCAAGAAAGCCAAGACAAAAGAAGAAAACUAAAAAAGAGUUAGAAUUGGAGAAAAAACAGGCUGAAGAACUACAAAGAAAGCAGCAACAGUUCAUUGAAGAACAACAGAAGCAACAGCAGGCGUUGGUGGAACAACAGAUGCGCCAACAGCAAGAGUUAUUAAGGAAAAAAUAUGAUGAGGAACUAAAGAAACUCCCUAAAAAAUAUAUAAGAACUGUGGGAACAAAUUAUGUUCCAACCUCAAGACCAACUGAAUUUUUGAGCGGCUACGAUAUCAAUCAUAUUUCACAAAUUGGUGAAAAGAUCGAUGCCAAUAAGCCAAUCUUUUUAUUCGCUCCAGAACUAGGUACUGUGAAUUUAAAGGCAUUAUCAAGGUCUUUAGAAUCAUCUAAUCUAGGGGAAACCAAUACUGCAUUAAACACAUUACUAGUAAUUAGUGCUGAUGUUUCAUUGGAUAUAUCUCUUGAUAAAUGUUUAGAGUUAUUGGACGUUUUAUCUGUUUUGGGUACAAAAUUAUUAACCAAUCUUUCAUCUAAUCCAAAGUCUUUAAGAAAUGAACAGUUAAAUAGUUCUCAUUGUGAAGAGUAUGAUGUCAAAACAUUUUUAGCCAGAGAUUUCACUUCUUAUUCUUCCUCCGAAGAGUUGAUGGAUAACAUAUUCAAAGAGUACAUCGAAAAUAAUGCAGUUUCCAGUUCUCCUGAAUCUGUUGUAGUAACAGUUGAUUCUUUGACAGGCCGCGAUAUCAAUCAAGUUCCCCCAAUGCUAACACCAGCACAAACACCCAUGAAUGACUUAAAUUUAUUCAAUGAUGAGUCGUCUGAAUUAAAAAGUUAUAAGUUAAAGGAAAAAUAUAAUGAGAAAUGGAGCUAUUUACCUCCUCCAAUAAGGUACCAGUCUAAUCAGCAUUUAGCGGAACUUCAAUUAACUUCAUGUCUAGAGACAUUAAGGAAAGUUAGAACAGAGGUUGAUACUCCAUUCACCAAAGUUAACGCCAGAGGUGCAGAAAACCCAAGAAUUUUAGUUUGUGACCAAAUAUCUACUAUAUCUAUGAUUUUGAGAAAUAUAUCAUUUUCCCAAACAAAUAUCAAGUACAUGGUUAAGAAUUUCUAUAUGAAAAGAUUUUUUUCUGAUCUGUUGUGGUGUUUGAUAACAAAUCCAGAAAUGUUCACUUUUAAUCGAAAAUGCUUCAACUUAAAGAAAGACAUAAUGUCACUCUUUUCAAAUAUCGCUCAUAAGUAUAGACUGGAAUCUGUGACUGAUUCAUUUUUAAUUUUGUUAUUAUUGAUGAGUUUUGGCCAGCCUAAAACGGACUACAGAAGCUUGGGAUCUGAUUCACUAACUUAUAGUGAAUAUCCUCUCGAACUUGGUAAGUACCAAAGCUUUGGCGUGGAUGUAUUAGCAAAAUUAUUAUCUUUAGAAACACCUAAUAGAGGUCUUUUCAAGAUGGUACUAUUUAAUGAUUUCGAAAAAGUUGAUGGAAAAAAUAAAGAUGUUAAAAUAACUGAAAGAUUAAUCCGUGCUUACAACAAUGGUGAUCCGUAUAGAUUAUUUAAUGAUGUUUUUUCAUUCUUAAUAUCUAUCAUUCCGUUUAAUCAAGUCAGUCAGAUGCCAAAUAUGAUAGAAGGUCUAGCUCCGAUGAUAUUACAAAGUUUAACUUCUUUGAUUACAUUGGUGAAGAUGAUCAAGGAAGAUAAAAAGAAAAAGCAUGGAAAAAACUUACCUUUACAAUGGUUAUUAUUCGAAGAAAACAUUGGCUGUAAUUUAAAGAGAUUAAGUGAAAAUAUUUUAAAAAUUAAUAACCCAACUAAUAGCGAUACCAACAAGGAUGUGCAAUACUUAAAACAUGUUUUCGUUUCAAUCUCAUCCUCGUGUAUUGAAUUGGUGAAUUUAAUAAUUGAAAAAAGUAUUAAAUUGGCUAAUGUUACAGAUGAAGAGGGUGCUAAUAGCAAGAAUUCUAAAGAAACAACAAAUGUUUUUGAAAAAUUAUCAAGCAUCCCUAAUUUGUUCCCAAGUGAACUUGAUUGUAUGCUACUUCUAACUGAUCCAAAUAUCGAUAUUCGAGUAAUUCAACAAUUAGAGAAGUUAAUUGAGUUAAGAAGUCAGAUAUUAGGGGAAUUGAUAAAAGUUCAAAAGUGA